Molecule: messenger RNA, 708 nt
Organism: Debaryomyces hansenii CBS767
Lineage: Eukaryota; Fungi; Ascomycota; Pichiomycetes; Serinales; Debaryomycetaceae
Product: CREG family protein
Exons: 1
Coding region: 1-708 (235 amino acids)
Source: RefSeq, a predicted model, not a curated record
AUGAAGAUAUAUACAUCUACUAGCCUUAUCUAUAUUGCUUAUGCAAUUAAUCAAGUAUUUGGUUUUCCAGUCACAGAAGAUUUAAUUGCAAUUUCGAAUGGUCAGAUCCCACUCCAUACUAAUGUGGUACCCAGUAUUGAGGACGGAGCUAGAGUGGCUAGAACAUUAGUGUUUAGAGAGUCUUUAGUCAAUGUUAAUACUUUUAAAACGGUUAAAUCAGGAGAUGAUGAAACUCAAUUGCCCGUUUCAUCGAUGGAGUAUUAUGCUGAUUGUGAUGGUAACGGAGAUCCUUAUUGGCUUGUGGUAGAUAUUGGAUCCACUUUCCAAAAUAUUGAAAAAGGUUCGGAUUACAGCUUCACUAUUCGAGUAGGAGAUCAUCCUUUUGAUGAAGAUGUAGAUACAUCUUACCCUGGUAGUAUUAAACAUUCGCCUGCUGGUUCGCCUAGAAUUAAUUUGAGAGGGAAGUUGGAAGAUGUAACUUUUGAAAACUCAAUUGAACAACUAAGAGUAGAGACUUGUUUCUUGAAGAGACAUCCAGAUUCAGAAACCUGGCUUCCACGAAAUAAAAUCAGUCCUCAUAAGUCACAUUGGACUAAGCUUAUUGUUGAUGAGGUUUAUAUGGUCGGCGGCUUUGGUAAUUUGGCCUACAUUGGAACAAUUGAAGACGAUAUUUACCAUAAAGCGGAAAUAAUCAAGUCAGACAUAUAA